Porites evermanni is the source of this 4251-nucleotide messenger RNA. Lineage: Eukaryota; Metazoa; Cnidaria; Anthozoa; Scleractinia; Poritidae. The record is from the annotation of a GenBank genome assembly.
AUGUCCGAAAGCGAUCAAGAAUUGGAAGAAGCGGAUCAAUUGUUUACUUGCCCAUACGAUACCACUCACAGCUUAACCAUCGCCCGAAUGGGACGCCAUUUGAUUGAAUGUAGAGAGAAGCAUUCGAUCAGUGAAAAGGCCAUAUGUCCAUUCAACGACAAACAUGCGAUUGCUGCCCCAGAAAUGGAAUAUCACAAAUUAGUUUGCCAUGACAAGCCACCAGAGAACGAAAUGAACCACAAGGGAAGUAACAAAUGCGACGAAGAUGGGGAAAACCCGGCAAAGGGAUUAUUCGAAAGUUUUUCAUCAAGAACUUCUUUCAGUUUAACGUCAUGCGAAACGACUACGACCGGAUGCGAGAGUGGGCUUGAUUUAGUAGGCGGCAUAAGAAAUUGCGAUUCCUCCACUGAAGAAACAGAUGAAGAUACUAUGAUCAGCGAUUCUGAGUUGGCGCCAAAUGAUGAUAAACAACAAGCGCGGGACGGAUUAAAAGACGGCUGUUGUGAUGAUAUGAGGGAAAACGAUUUAGUCUUACCCAUAGAAGAAUUGAAAUCGCCCAACCACAAUAUAUCAAUUGAAAAACAAUUAGAACAAUCGGAAAGUGACACGGCUUCUUCGGGAACUAACAGCUCCAUUGGAACUGAUGAGGAAGAGCGAUUUGAUUAUACGAAAUAUAUACCCAGUAAAGAUCUAAGAGAAGAUUUUCUCAAGUUGAUUGGUCAACCUCGAAAUGGUAUGCAGGUGCAAGACGCCAGAUAUCAAUUGGUAAGUCAGCCAUACAACGUGCAACAGUGGCCACCAGGGUACAGCUUUGUCCCGGCACAAUAUCAAACCCAUAAUGGCUACCAUGGCCCCGGGGUACAGCCUGCAUUUAUACCUUUUGCCAACUCUUAUAACAUGAUUCCAGGUGUUUACACAGGAUCAUACAGCUUCCAUAACCAAUCCCCUGCUCCGGGAGGGUUUAUUCAGUCACCUGGUCAGGGAUACGACUUUAACGUGUACCCGGCAGCAAGACCCAACUAUCACCGUCCUUGUUAUCGACGCAGAAAUCACUACAAUACCUACUCGUCCCGUUUUAAUAACCACAAACACUACAACUCCCAUAACCAUGAAAACCACAAUGGAACGGUCAUGAAUGGUUAUAACCAGUCAGAGAAUGGCUUUUGUGAAAGCAGUGACUGCUUUCUGAACAAAAUGAAUGGUGUAGCGAAUCGUAAUGACACUUCACAAACCCAGACUACAUGCUUAACAAAUGGAUGUGAAAAUCCAGACCAACACAUGCAAAAUGGUGGAAAGUUGGAUGAGAUUGACUGUCAACAGCAGUUUGUGGACAUUGGUGACGUCCCAGACAAACCUCUGUGUGGAAGUGCAAAAGAGAAUGGACAGGAGAAUUUCUGUUCAACUGCCCAGGAGGCCCUCAAGAAGAGUGAAAAUGAUAAGCAGAUUCGUAAAAUUAGAAAGAAGUUGACAGAGAUAACUGGCUUGGAAGAGAAACAGCGGCAAGGUGUAAACUUGGACUGUGAUCAGCUUAAGAAGUUGUCACGAAAAAGCGAGUAUGAAGGUCAGCUGAGAUCACUUUCUUCAACUUAGAAAACAAGGUGAGAAUUGAGUUUUGAAAUCGUAGAAAUGGUCACCUACCAACCUGGGUCAAUUCAUCUCUCAGUGUGUUAAGAACUGAAUAUCAUGAAGGUGGCAAUUAGUUUUUCAUGGUUGGUGAAAUAGUGAUGUUGUUUGUUUGGAAAGUUUAAGGGCUCCCCUGCUGCAAGUAAGCACACCUCGCACAAUCUACCUUGGAAUUGAUCUUUUUCACUCUAUGCAGCAUUGAAAUCAUUAGUCAAAGAAACCAAAAAUGUGACCAUAGCAACUGAUUGCAUGAAGAGGAAUGGUGCAGUAUUUGCAUUUGGUCAAUAAUACUGAUUUUUUUGCAAUACCAGAUUGUCAUUUUGGAUUGUUCAUGUCACCCAAAGCUAUUUGUAUCUUCUGAAUUUAAAAUUAAAGAGUGUUUCUUUUUUUCACAUUUCAAUAUUGAAAUUCUGAAUUUCAAACUUACAUAUUACUUAAUUGGUGAAUAUUGUUUUUAAAAUUUCAUGCAAAACAGCAACAACUUGUACAGCAAUCCUUUAUACUGUAGCUCAUACAAGAGACUGAAAGAACACCAAUUUAUACACUCUAUUUAUUUUAGGAAAAAUGGAUAAAUUUGAGUGCUGUGGCUUUUGUAUGUAGUUACCUGAAAUAUGGCUUGACAUUCUACUGGCAAUUUUUUGUAUCUCCCACCUGUUACGGCCAGUCAGGAAACAGUCAAUAUUUCUAGUCAUUGUCUGAUCGUAGCUAAAACCUGCAUUAUAUACUAUUAUGAGCUGUGAAAGAAAGUUUUGAUCUCAUAAUACUCAGGGACAUACAUAUUUUGUAUCUUUAUAUCCGUUAUAACUUAAUAAUGUGUCCAAACAUUUAAUAUGCAUGGAUCACCUCCCUUGAGUAAAACUCUAGGUCUGUUUUGUCUAACAUAAAUUAACAAUAUAAUAUUGAAUCUGGAUAUUUUGCAUUUGUAUGAAGAAUUAGGCGGAUCAAAGAGCGGGGAUAUACAUGUGAUUUGCAGGAUGUAAUCAUUGACGUUUGGUUGAGGGGCAUCAAUGAUAGUAUAAUCUAAGCAUCUUCCAAAUUUGGACAGAGCCAGCUGGUUAUGAAGAAUUAUCUAUUGGAAUAAAACCAAUCAGAAACAGGGAAAUACUAUAUUUCACAUGAAUAAUGAUGAUAAAUAUUGCAUGAAAUAUUGAUAAAUAUUGCAAGAGAAUGAACAGACUGAUCUCCUUUGGCAACCUUGGUUUCUCCUAAAAGACUGGAUUAAAAACUUGUUUAAUCAAAACCUUUACUAUCGUUCACUGGCUAGUAAGUUCCCUUUACAUAUAGGGACUGACAUACAGCUGUAUACUGUUUUUGUACUAAAAAAGAGUACAGUGUACCGGUUAAACAUAAAAGAUCUGUAGAAUGCUCUGUGCUGUUUGUCCUUGUGCAUUUAAUGCAUCUGCAGAAAUCUCAAUUCCAUUGUGUCUUUUGAUGUUUUGGUGAAGUCUUAUUCUCAUGUAUGUAGCCACUUUUAAAUGUGAGGAGAGGCUUUCCACACUCUAUUUAACAACAUUAAAAAAGAUGAAAGAUUUUGUUUAUUAUGUAAAAAUGUUGCAUGAACAUUGAGCUAACAGCUUCCUUUUGAACAUUUUUCUUGACAUCCUUAUCAACUAUAUUUUACUCUCACUGGUGAUUAGAACAAUGUUGAUUCACUUUUCAGUCAAUUGUGCGAAAGGCAGGGACAUCUCUCUAAGUAAAGACAGCUGGCUCUUCUUUGUAUUUUAUUAUACAGUGUAUGAAUUUUGAACUUUGAAUUUUGACUUGUUCUAACGUGAGUGCACACCAAGAAUUUCAAUUUUUGGUUUGAAAAUUGACGUCAAGUUGUGUCCCAUUUCUUAAUACUGACACUUGUAAGAUUGCAGCAAUAAAAAUUAAUAUUACUAUGAUUCGUUCAAAAUAUUUUGCCGUUUCUGAGUGGCUCCAAUUCCCUGGCUAAUUCAUCUUAACCAGCUGGGGCACACAAUAUUUGGAAGAUGUAGGCAAUAACCAACCAAUUCAAUGGGUUAUUGCCCCAGUAUGAAAUACAAACCUCAUUUAACUUAGGUUAAUUCUCAGUUUCCUUUGUCUCCUAGCCCCGAGUUUGGGAAAUUGAGAAUCAACCUAAGUUAAAAAAUUUUAACCUGAAUUUAAUUUGGACCUGUAACAUAUACAUUGAGAAGUGUGACAUGCCAAAGAAUAAAGUCUUUUUAAAUUCUGAAACUGUGCUGAUAAACAGGCAAAUGUUUGCAUGAUCUCCAUUGUUGCUUACAUAUUUGUCACACUGUUGCAAAAGACUGUGUUUACAACAUAGCAACUAACUGUUUGUCGAUAAAUUCAAUGUUUAUUUUGUUUCUUGUAGGCUGCAAACCUUAAGGAGACUUGUAUCCUGUGCAUGGUGUCUACUGUUUUAUAGAUGGAUAUUCUGCAAAUGAGUCUUCACAGUAAAGGGUGUUGGUCAAGUAUUAUUAGUAUUUUCAUUUAUCUGCAGGUUGAAUUGUUAAUCCUCUCUCUAGUAUGAUUUUUCUUGCGUAACGAUACAUGUAUAUUAAUUUAUGCAAGUCCACUUAAGUUGUUAAAUGCAUAUAUGUGUACAAACAUAUGCAUUUUUUAGCUUCCACACAAAUGAAAUGUAUGGAACCAGCGGCGGAU